AGUAUCCUGCCCACCGACUCACAACGUCCCGAGUUGAGGUCAGCAGUGCACCAUCCCACCAUAAACAGUGUUAGAGGUGCAUGGGCAACACCUGAGUGAAAAAAAUGUCCAACCCCUCUCGAGGAGACUGGUUCCAGAGCCAGCUUCUGUAGCCGAGGAUCGGACCGCCAGGGUCCUCGCCCUCGACGACUGCCCAUUACACAUUGCAUCCCAUCCCUACGGCCCAUCCCACUGGUGGUGAACCCAUGGGAAGGGGGAUCCAUGUCUCCUCUUUGGGCUAUGCCAAGCCGGGCUUCAUUGGUGAAAGACUGGCCACCAGGCGCUCGCCAGCAUGCCCUUUUUCCAGACCUGGCUCCAGAGUGGGGCCCUGGUGACUCGCGUCCGGUUGAGGGAACACUGAAUCCAUUGUUGUUGCUCAUCAUUAGGGGUCUUCAGGCUCUACUUUGUUUGAUCCCUCACCUAGGACCUGUUUGUCUUGGGUGAUCCUACUGGGGCAUGAAGCCUCUGACAACAUAGCUCCUAGGAUCAUUGGGACACUCAACCCUCUCCACCAUGAUAAGGUGGCAGGCCAGGGAGAKGUUAUAGUUGGUGAUGAACAGUAAUUCAGUAUUGAUAUAUAUUGCGAUAGAAAAYAUUUCAAUAAGUGACAUGACYAAUAAAUUUGAUUGAUAUAUGUUAUAUCAGUGCRUGAYGAUGUACACCACAGACUCCAAGGCAGUGCUCAGUGCUACCGCUCUGUUUACACCAAGCUAACAACAAGCUGCCUACAACACAGUGGACAUCUGCACCAAAUUGAGCUCAACAUCUGUUGGUGAACAAGAAUCCAGAGUUCAAAAGGAAGCAGAAAAAAGAGUUAAGAAAGGAAAGACUGUAAAUCAGAGGUGUAGAAGUGGUUCAGGUGUAGAAGUGGUUCAGGUAUCAAAGGUCUGAUAAACUUCAGCUUCAGAGGGAACUCAUCAGAUCUGUUCCACUGUCUGAUAAAGUUCCACUGUUUGAUAAAGUUCCACCGUCUGAUAAAGUUCUACCAUCUGAUAAAGUUCCACCGUCUGAUAAAGUUCCACCAUCUGAUAAAGUUCCACCAUCUGAUAAGAGUUCCACUGCCUGAUGAAGUUCCACCGUCUGAUAAAGUUUCACCGUCUGAUAAAGUUCCACUGUCUGAUAAAGUUACACCGUCUGAUAAAGUGCCACUGUCUGAUAAAGUUCCCCCGUCUGAUAAAGUUCCACUGUCUGAUAAAUUACCAAUGUCUGAUAAAGUUCCACCAUUUGAUAAAGUUCCACUGUCUGAUAAAUUACCAAUGUCUGAUAAAGUUCCAUCGUCUGAUAAAGUUCCACUGUCUGAUAAAGUUCCACCAUCUGAUAAAGUUCCACCGUCUGAUAAAGUUCCACCGUCUGAUAAAGUUCCACUGUCUGAUAAAGUUACACCGUCUGAUAAAGUGCCACUGUCUGAUAAAGUUCCACCGUCUGAUAAAGUUCCACUGUCUGAUAAAGUUCCACCGUCUGAUAAAGUUCCACCAUCUGAUAAAGUUCCACCAUAUGAUAAAGUUCCACCGUCUGAUAAAGUUCCACCGUCUGAUAAAGUUCCACCAUCUGAUUAAGUUCCACCAUCUGAUAAAGUUCCACCAUCUGAUAAAGUUCCACCAUCUGAUUAAGUUCCACCAUCUGAUAAAGUUCCACCGUCUGAUAAAGUUCCACCGUCUGAUUAAGUUCCACCGUCUGAUGAAGUUCCACUGUCUGAUAACGUUCCACUGUCUGAUGAAGUUCCACCGUCUGAUUAAGUUCCACUGUCUGAUAAAGUUCCACUGUCUGAUAACGUUCCACUGUCUGAUGAAGUUCCACCCUCUGAUAAAGUUCCACCGUCUGAUUAAGUUCCACUGUCUGAUGAAGUUCCACCGUCUGAUAAAGUUCCACUGUCUGAUAACGUUCCACUGUCUGAUAACGUUCCACUGUCUGAUAAAGUUCCACUGUCUGAUGAAGUUCCACCGUCUGAUUAAGUUCCACUGUCUGAUAAAGUUCCACCAUCUGAUAAAGUUCCACUGUCUGAUAACGUUCCACUGCCUGAUGAAGUUCCACCCUCUGAUAAAGUUCCACCGUCUUGAUAAAGUUCCACCGUCUGAUAAAGUUCCACCCUCUGAUAAAGUUCCACUGUCUGAUAAAGUUCCACUCUAUGGAACAUUCUGAGUGGAGGAAAAUGAAGCACCAUAAAAGUUUAAGUCCUCUUCCUAAAACAUUACCGUGUCUCUGUCAGCAGUUGUCUCAAGCAAAGUAAAUCGAAACAGAUGCUGUGAAACACAGAUGCCAAGACGUUGUAACAUUUAAUCAGCUUUAACACAUUUACAUUCCAAAUAUCUGAAAUCAGUUUACAAUUAGACAUUACUUAAAAAAGAAUAUCUCUAAUUAUAUUUUGACUAUGCAAAAUAUCUAUUUGAGAUUUCUCAGAUUACAUUCUGAAUUGUAUAAAUGAUGUCAGAUUUACUAUUAAGUUGUAUGAAGGCUCCAAUUUAAGAUAUCUGCAAUAAAUUUAUAUCAACAGUUAAAUUAUGAUUAGUCAAAGUAAACUGAGAUAUAUCUCAUUUUGUUCUGACUAAUCAUAUUAUAAAUCAAAGAUGUCUUAAAUGACAUCAGAUUUGAAGGUACAGUAAAUAUUGGUGGUCUUGGUAGUUUUUCUGACAUUUUUAUUAUUCAUAUUAAUAUCAAAAUUAUAUUGUAUCGACCAAAAUUUGUAGUUAUAUCAUAAAAUAAAUUUUAGCCAUAUUGUCCAGCCCAGGUUCUAACGCAAAUGGUCUCUUUGAUCAGUUCAUUGGUAAUAUCUAAAUGGGCCUAGUGGCAGUUUAGAUUCAACAAGUUGGGCCCWUAAGRUCAAAAAGGUUAAGAAACCCUGGACUAGACRUCARUAUGUUAAAUAUUAGCAGUUUAGUUUUAGCUUCCAUUGAUUUUUCUGUUCAUUUAGCUUUUUAUCAUUAGCAGAACUAAGAAAUUUGUGCAGUGAUUUUGGUUUUAGUGAAACUAAUAUUUGGAUUAGUGGUGCCCACCACUGUGUUUGACCUUUCUGACAUCAGAAUGGGAUUCAGAGGAUUAUCACAGAGGUCAGUUUUAUGCUGCACAAUUGAAGCAGCUGAUGCUCUGACUGAAGAACAGACCUGUUUUGGGUUCAGGAGAUAUUUUACAGAAUGCAAUGACAGAGUUUCAGUUCACCUACAUGACUGUGACUGCAGUGUUUUCAG
This is a messenger RNA of Austrofundulus limnaeus, 3221 nucleotides long. RefSeq lists its product as uncharacterized. The record is from RefSeq and is a predicted model, not a curated record. The transcript is spliced from 2 exons. Lineage: Eukaryota; Metazoa; Chordata; Actinopteri; Cyprinodontiformes; Rivulidae. The coding region runs from base 1105 to 2178 and encodes 357 amino acids.